Molecule: messenger RNA, 975 nt
Organism: Liolophura sinensis
Lineage: Eukaryota; Metazoa; Mollusca; Polyplacophora; Chitonida; Chitonidae
Product: GS homeobox 1
Exons: 2
Coding region: 1-975 (324 amino acids)
Biological process (GO): regulation of DNA-templated transcription
Cellular component (GO): nucleus
Molecular function (GO): DNA-binding transcription factor activity, RNA polymerase II-specific; sequence-specific double-stranded DNA binding
Source: RefSeq, a predicted model, not a curated record
AUGUCUCGGUCUUUUCUGGUUGAUUCCUUGAUCCUGAAAAAACCUCACAUUCGUGACGACGGUGAGAGACCAUCACCUUUAGAGCGGUCAAUGGUCAACCGGUCACCCCCUGGACACUCUCCUCACUCAAGCAGGACUGGUCAUCGUUCCCCACCUCGUAUGUCCGGUCAUCACCUGAGUGACCAUCAUCCGGCGCUAGGGCCGUGCUUUCCGCGGACACCUGCCGACGUGAUGGGACUAUAUACAAACAAUUGUCCACUGUGUAUCCAUCCAUCGGGUCAGCUGAUCUCAGCAGCGCCCACGUCCAUCCCUCUCAUGAAACCACUGACCACCGUUAUCUCCAGCCCGACCCUCCACAACUCCCCGAGUUACCCCAUCCCUUCCCGGCCUCACCUUGACAUAUCACGGAAAUCCCCAGGACAGAGGGCCCUAACGAGUCUACCCAGUCCAGACUACACAGCCGUGGACCCCCGGAGACUCCGAUACGUCAGCUUAGGUCACAACUCGUCAGUAAAUGGUGCAUCGGAUGAUCUACAGAGCAGCAAAAGAAUCCGCACGGCUUUCACAAGUACGCAACUUCUGGAGCUGGAAAGAGAGUUUGCCGCGAAUAUGUACCUCUCUAGGCUGAGGAGGAUAGAAAUAGCCACCUACCUAAAUCUAUCCGAAAAACAGGUGAAAAUAUGGUUCCAAAACCGACGCGUUAAAUACAAGAAAGAGGGUGUUCCAGAGUCGCAAGACAAAUGCCGUUGUUUGAGGACUUGCUCGGUGAAACACGGAAAAAGGAAGGCCUCGUUCGACCAUUCAUGUUCCGUUGACGAAAGCGAAGCUAAGGAAAGAGAAAUCGACAUUGAGUGUGACGUAGACCACGUGAGUGACAGUGAUGAUGAAGAAAGCCUCAGACGUCAGACGUCUGUGGUUCAUCACUCGCCAGAGGAGUGUUUGUCCGAUACCAGGACCUCAGCAUCGCCUGUAUGA